Molecule: messenger RNA, 2237 nt
Organism: Magnolia sinica
Lineage: Eukaryota; Viridiplantae; Streptophyta; Magnoliopsida; Magnoliales; Magnoliaceae
Product: transmembrane 9 superfamily member 1
Exons: 11
Coding region: 117-1862 (581 amino acids)
Biological process (GO): protein localization to membrane
Cellular component (GO): membrane
Source: RefSeq, a predicted model, not a curated record
CGGAGGAAAUUCUCUCUCUCUCUCUCUCUCUCUCUCUCUCACAGGAGGAAAGAAAACUCGAGCGGAAAAAGGGCCUCCUUUUUUCCACCGUCAGAUCCGACGCGUCCACGAUCGCGAUGUCUCCCACCGUCCGAUCAUCCUCUCUAUUCUCCGUCCUCCUCCUUUCCUUCCUCCUCUUCGUCGCUCCGUCCUCCGCUUCCGAAUCCGAUCACAAGUAUCAAUCAGAGGAACAAGUUACCCUCUGGGUAAACAAGGUCGGCCCUUACAAUAAUCCUCAAGAAACAUAUAACUAUUACAGUCUUCCAUUCUGCCAUUCAUCUACCAAUCCUGCUCACAAGUGGGGCGGACUUGGUGAGGUUUUGGGUGGGAAUGAGCUCAUCGACAGUCAGAUUGAAAUUAAAUUUCAGAAAAAUGUCGAUCGAAGCUCCAUUUGUGAGCUCGAACUAGAUGCUGCAAAGGUGAAACAAUUCAAGGAUGCAAUUGAUAAUGCAUACUGGUUUGAGUUCUUCAUGGGCUAUGUUGGUGAGAAAGGCAAUGAUAAUAAACAUCUACUCUAUACUCACAAGAAUUUCGCUGUUAAAUACAAUGGAGAUCAGAUUAUUCAUGUCAAUCUUACUCAAGACACCCCUAAAGCUCUGGAAGUUGGGAAAACAUUGGACCUGACAUAUUCUGUCAAGUGGGUUGCAACAAAUGUAACUUUUGCACGCCGUUUUGAUGUUUACUUGGACUACCCUUUCUUUGAGCACCAGAUCCAUUGGUUCUCCAUUUUCAAUUCUUUUAUGAUGGUCAUCUUCCUCACUGGUCUGGUGUCGAUGAUACUGAUGCGAACCCUUAGAAAUGACUAUGCAAAAUAUGCUCGGGAAGAUGAUGAUCUGGAAACUCUGGAGAGAGAUGUGAGUGAAGAGUCUGGUUGGAAGCUUGUCCAUGGGGACGUAUUUCGGCCUUCACGUAAUUUGGUCAUCCUCUCUGCAGUUGUUGGUACAGGCGCUCAGCUUGCGAUGCUGGUUCUCCUUGUCAUCCUACUGGCAAUCAUUGGAAUGUUAUACAUCGGGCGAGGAGCAAUUGUCACAACUUUCAUAGUCUGUUAUGCUCUUACGUCAUUCAUCUCGGGUUAUGUUAGUGGUGGACUUUACUCACGCAAUGGUGGUAAAAGCUGGAUAAAGUCAAUGAUCCUCACAGCCUCCCUUUUCCCAUUUAUGUGCUUUGGAAUUGGAUUCAUACUCAACACAAUUGCUAUAUUCUAUGGAUCUCUAGCUGCCAUUCCCUUUGGGACUAUGGUUGUUGUGUUUGUAAUUUGGGCAUUCAUUUCAUUCCCUCUGGCACUUCUUGGUACGGUAGUUGGUAGAAACUGGAGUGGUUCUCCGAACAAUCCUUGCCGGGUGAAGACCAUUCCCCGUCCAAUCCCCGAAAAGAAAUGGUAUCUCACACCAUCCGUUGUGUCUAUGAUGGGAGGGCUGCUUCCUUUUGGCAGUAUAUUCAUUGAAAUGUACUUCGUCUUCACAUCCUUCUGGAAUUACAAGGUGUACUAUGUCUAUGGUUUUAUGUUACUAGUUUUCCUGAUUCUCAUAAUUGUCACCGUAUGUGUGACUAUUGUGGGUACGUAUUUCUUGCUGAAUGCUGAGAACUAUCAUUGGCAAUGGACUUCGUUCUUCUCCGCUGCGUCAACCGCUGUAUAUGUGUACCUUUACUCCAUAUACUACUACUAUGUGAAGACGAAGAUGUCGGGCUUCUUCCAGACGAGCUUCUAUUUUGGCUACACUCUGAUGUUUUGUCUGGGUUUAGGAAUCCUUUGUGGGGCUGUAGGUUAUUUGGGAUCCACUCUGUUCGUAAGGAGGAUUUACAGAAACAUCAAAUGUGACUAGUAUGGACAGAGGUUGGAGAUCGAGAGAGCUUCCCAGGGGUCAUGUCAUCUAGGCAAAAUGCAUGUGAGGAAAGGCCGGCCAACCUGACAGACUUGAUGGUGCUUACGGAAAUCACGGGGUCUUUGAGGGAGGGCUGUGUAUUUGUUGCCGGACUUUCGGAGGCUUUGCAUUUUUUUUUUUUUUCCGGCUGUAAGUGAAAGCCUUCUUCCUUACUUAUUUAGUGCUGAGAUAGUGUUAUAUCCAGAAAUCAUAUUUUAGUACCAUGCAUGUGGGAUACUUUUACGUAGGGUGGCCGUCUCUUUUUAGCCUUUUGCUAUGUACCUCAACAAAUGGAUAAUCAUGUACUCAUACUUAAAUUUUUUUUUUCUUCAUUUC